UAUAUAAAAUUCUGAUCAGUUUCGUUGCGGACGCGGAUCAGUGCUAACGUUAAAAUGGCCAACAGGUUACUGUUGUGUCUUGUGUUAGUAUGUGUGUUGACGGACUAUUCAAUAUGUGGAAGAUUUUCAUCUAGAAGUCGAAGCAGCGGAGGUUCCCGGUCGGGGUCAAGUUGGAGUUGGGGAGGAAGAUCAAGUUCAGCAAGUAAACCAUCAAGCUCUAGUUCGAGGCAUUCUUAUCCCACAUCUGGCUCAUCUAGUUUAUCGGGAUCUGGAUCCAAUUCGCAUAAGUACCCGUAUUCAUCUGGAUCAUCCAGUUUAUCGGGAUCUGGACUCGGUUCGCACAAUUACCCCUCUUCUUUUUCUGGAUUAUCCGGAUUAUCGGGAUCAUCAUCAGGAGGAAAACCAGCGUUUUCAGGCUCGGGAUCAGCCAAUAGAUAUCCCCCUUCACCGGGUUUAUCAGGUUCUGGAUCAGGAAGUAGCCGAUAUCCACCUUCAUCGGGCUUAUCGGGUUCUGGAUCAGGAAGUAACAAAUAUCCUUCUUCACCGGGUUUAUCAGGUUCUGGAUCAGGACGUAAUAAUUAUCCACCAUCUCAUGGACUUUCCGGUGUUAGAAUACCAGGAAGCCAAGCUAAUCCAACAAAUGUUGCUACGCAUCAUCGUCCGAUAUCAUCGUCUUCCGACUAUUCAGGAUCGUUUAUCCAAAAGUCGAAACACCGCUACCCAAGUGCAAAUAUGAAUCCACCGCACAGUUCUGUUUACACAAACACGCAUGGAGGAAUUGGAUCCGGGUAUGGUUAUAAUUCGCAUAAUUACUAUAAUAGCUAUGCUUCUUCACCCCAGCAUAUCUAUAUAACUGAGUAUCGAAAUUCUGACAGUCGAUAUAGUGAUAUAUUAACUGGAUUGGCUUUGUAUAAUCUCGGCCGUUCUCACAAUCAAUUUAAUCAUCACUACUAUAACGAUGAUUAUUACACACGAAGGUAUUAUUCAACAGGAAGUUCCCAUCCAUCAAAUGAAAGACCAAUAGACGAAGCAUACUGCACAUUAAGAAUUAAAGAAAAUAAUAAACUCGAGGUGCUUAAAAUACCUUGUGAGAUUGUUUCUACAUUUACGGAAGGAAGUAAAAAAUUGUCACCUGGUACAGAAACUAGAACUGUGUGUGUAUCUAAUCAUACCGUAAUAAAUAAUACUCAAUUACCUACUGUCACUACUACUUCAACCACAAAACCAUUGAGUUAUGUAUCGACUACAUUAUCGCCAAAUAAUAUAACCACCAUACCAGCAUUGCCUGCAAAUAAAUCAACACACGAAAAAGAUUUGGGUAUCAUACCUCUAAAUGCAACAAAUGUGCCAGUCCAAGUUGAAAUAUCAAAUCCGUCAACGAUUGUCGCUCCUACAUCAAUAACAGAAUCGACUCCAGCUUCUAAUAUAUCUACUAUUUCUACUAAUUCAACAACAACUUUAACUACAUUAAAUAACACCAUAUCAACUAGCCAACAAGAUAUAAUAUCUUCCUCAACAGCUAAGCCUUUGAAUGCGGUAAAUAAUACGACUUUGCCUAAUCCUGUAACAUCGAAUAUCACUAUGAUAAAUUCGACCAAGUGUACCACAACAACAGAUCCUUUGACUGUAAAAGGACCUCCUUUGAACCCAACAAAUAUGGAGUGUGAAGUGGAAAUUGUUACUAAAACAAAUCGUCUUAGAACAAAAGUAGAUUGCAAUAUUUUAACACAAUACUCGAAGAUGCCGGAACCGCCUAAGAAGGAGAGCCUAAUUUUGCCUUCGAGAAAUAAAUUAAAGUCAUGGCUUGCCAAUCCUCCAUGGUGGAUGUCAAUAUUCAUAGCGUUAUAAAUUUAAGAUAUAAGUUCAAUUUAAAGUUUCUCUUAUUUAUAAUUUAGUUAUUUAGCUGCUAUUAAUAAAUUAAGACGUUAGAAUUAGUGAGGUUUUUAGUAUGUGUUUUAAUAAAUUACCAAAGUUUAGUGAAAUGUAUUUUGAAAUUUGCGUUUUAGAUUAUAAUGUUGAAAUUAGCAAAAUAAGUUAUCGAUGUUAUUGUUUUUUCCUAGAAAUAAUAAUAUCUGGACAUAGAAAAUAACUAAGUGUAAUAAAGUUAUGGGCUCUCCUGGAUGUGUUGAGCAGGCUUGAUAGUUAUGAAUUUAGUUUAAAGUCUUCGCAAUAUCAUGUGUUUUAAAUGGCAACAUUUUUUACGCUGCAUUAUUAUUGCAUCGAUUUUUGAUAGUAUCCACUAUUUUAAAUCAACUCAAUUGAAAUCAACAUCAAUUUGAUUAAAUUUUUUAUUGAUGGCAGCCCUGACAAAUAGUAAUUAUAACUUAUUAAUACAUUGUUACGUAAUGUGUUUAUGGUAACGAAAAUGUUGUUCUGUUAAACAAUAAUUAGAUUUAAUGCGUAUCAAUUAAAAGACAUUUUAUCUUAUUUAUGAGUAUAUAAGUACAAUAUCUUAGAAGCAAUAACUUCUAUAUUAUAGAAGUGUAGACUAAAUGUAUUGAAAGGUUAGUGCCAUAUGUUGGUGAGAUGUAAAAAAACAAUGAUAGACACAAAAUAGUAUUACGACUGACACUCAAAACCAUUCCAUGCCAAUUGUAAUAAAAGUUACAGUAGGAAGAGAUACCGUAAUUACUCAUUUGUAUCAAUAAAAUGAUCCAUCAUCCACCACAAAUUGUUAUAUUAUUAUUAUUAAUUGUUUUUGGGUU
This is a messenger RNA of Vanessa tameamea, 2705 nucleotides long. Its product is annotated as mucin-1-like. Bases 55 to 1848 code for a protein of 597 amino acids. The transcript is spliced from 2 exons. Lineage: Eukaryota; Metazoa; Arthropoda; Insecta; Lepidoptera; Nymphalidae. The record is from RefSeq and is a predicted model, not a curated record.